CACCUUCCAUACCCCCCCCCUCAAACAAGAAGAAUCACCAUACACGACGCAGCGCAACCCUUACAUUUUUCCCUGCAGUUUCCGCUUCCCUUCGUCUCUUCCGGCCGACGUCGCUUUUUCUCAACAAUACCACAGACGUAACCUUAGCAGCACAAGGCCUGCUCCUUUUUUUCACAAUUGCCCUAUUCGCAUGCCGCUACGAACCUGGACCACCAAAUCUUAUUUCCCCGUUCCCGAAAGAAACCAAAAGCCAUAUUUGAUCAUUGCUAUUCCGCUCACAUCACCGAUACCUCCGUUCCAUCUUCCCCUUCCAUCCUGUUCGACAUUGCUCUGUCGUCAGCCCCUUGGACCUCCCUCCAGUGGCCGGAUACUCAAAUAUCCUGCCUGCAUAUAGAUUUGCCACCUCGGCCUCCUAGACCUUUUCCUAUUCCUCCUUCCCGCAAAGUCCACGUACCUUGACGCCGAAUUCUACCCAGAUUCGAUACCCACCUAUACAUUACCAAUCUCUGAACAAUUCUCGCACCCCGCGGACUAUACAACUGAUCCAAGAUCCUCGAGUUGAGACCUCGCUUCUCAUCUUCGCCUCCUACACAUCACGCAAACGACCCAAGCAACAACGACGACCUUGAUGCCCUCAACGACGUCGCUAUCACAGAGUCCAACGAUCCGCAUCCAGAAAUCGAGUCCCACCCCCGUCCCUUCAUCACAACCGCCCAUGCUGGCUCAGAGCGCCCUAGUGGGUGGAUGGAACGACGGGUAUAACACCCCGGGGGGUUAUCUGAGCGCGCUGCCAAAGAAUUUCCAAGACCAACGAUACCAUAAGAGAGAUUCGUCGGGGUCCUCUGUAACCUCGCUGGGCCCGCCUUCGCCGCUCACCCAGAACAAUAUAUACCCACAUAUUGUCGCCACAUCUGACUCGAGUUUUCCACCUUCCUACGACUUCGACUACACUCAAACUCCACACACUGCCAAGUCUGAUUCUGCCAUGAUGUACCCCACCAACUUUGCUGCCGUUGAUAUGAGGAGGAUACACUCAACAGGCGCCGACGAGCGUGCGUCAUAUGCUCUAUCAGCGCCGCAGUCAGUCUCGACCAUGAGUCACAACUCUCCCGCGACGCCGCAUACUACUUAUGAGCCCGAGUACGACGAGAAAAAUGUCUAUGGUGAGGAAAACUCUGACGACGACGAGAUGUUCGAUUACUUACAGUUCGAACCAGGUUACACCAAUGCUUACCAGCAGUCGUUGCAAGAUGUCUUCCCUGACCAGCAUUUUGCCGCCAACCCCAUGAGCGCGUACUCUCAGGCGCAACCGAACAUGCAGCAGAGGAUGGCCGUCAACGCUCACAGGCAGAACAUGAUGGCCGACAGGCUCCAGGCGGCACAACAAGACCACCUGAGAACAGAAUCCCCGACAUCGAAUCCUCGCGAGAAGUCGCCAUUCAGGCAAAACUCGCCGUACAGCAUGCCGGCGCCGACCCAACGCCCUCAGCCAACGCUGCAAAAGCAACGCACCUCGAUCUCGCCCAAAGAGUUGAUGCUGGACGAGCACGACGUCGAUGACCACUCGACGCCACUGUUCGCGCCCGACCAGUCACAAUCCAUGUUCGCAACCCGUAGAACCCCGUCGAAUCUUUCGACCUUCUACACCGCGGCCACCGAACCCUCGAUACAAAUUCCCCAGCAAUACCCCUUCGUCAGCCAGUCAUCGAGGCAGGUAGGGCAGGCAGGCAUGCACGACAUCAGUCCCGAAUUCCCAGCCCACAUGAUCUCGAUGGAGUCGACUGCAGACGAAUCGUCGGAGCCUUCCAGCCAGCAGUCCAUGCAAAGGCCUAGGCCACAGUCGCAAGCUGCUGCGCCUCAACAGCAGCCACAACUCCAGCAGCGGCCGAUCGACACAUCAUCUGACUCCGGCACCUACUCGUGUACGUAUCACGGUUGUCACCUGAGAUUCGACACGCCGGCCAAACUUCAGAAACACAAGAGGGAAGGUCACAGGCAGACUUCACCGUCGUCAUCCGGAGCAGCAAACUUGGCCUUGCGCAACUCGCAAGCUGGGCCGCACCGAUGCGACCGAAUCAACCCUAGCACGGGCAAGCCUUGCAACUCGAUCUUUUCUCGGCCGUACGACCUUACGCGACACGAGGACACUAUUCACAACGCCCGGAAGCAGAAGGUCCGUUGCCAUUUGUGCACGGAGGAGAAGACCUUUUCACGUAACGAUGCGCUGACACGGCACAUGCGCGUGGUUCACCCCGACGUUGACUGGGUUGGCAAGCAGAAGCGCAAGAACCAGAAGUGAGAGUGAAGCGACCGGAACAUUCACGAAGAUGGUGCGACUGAGUCAGCCACCAACAACGCUGGUGAACUAGCCCGCCGCAGGGCCUGGAACUCCGACGAGGGCGGAACAACAUGGCGCCCGAUGAAUGCAGGAUUUUGUCCGGGGUCCUAAAAAAGAUCUACGCCUGGGGCCAACCGACGACAGACUCAUACAACAACUCCUUUCUGCAGUGUAUGACUAGCGCCACGAGAUUCGCCCCGCGAGCUGUGUGUUUGCUUCUGGUUUGAGGUGGACAGAACAGCGAAGCGAGGGAUUUUUCGGGGCGAGAAAUUUUUCCUUCGAGGUGUUGGCUUGGCUUAGCUCAGCAAUGACGUAUGACGAAAUGGGGUGGUUCCUUUUGGGCACUAGCGGGGUUACUGAAAGCCGGCAGGCCUUUCCGGAUACAGCAUGGCGUCAGGCUCGGGGCUCGGUUGGGCUGGAAUCAUGAUGACGACAAGGCGAGGCUUCGCGACGCGAGGCUGGCUAUGAACGAAUUUGGGUUGGAUCUACGCAUGUUUGAAGAAGAAGCAUUUGGAGAUGAUUUGUUACAAAAUUGCGGCUUUUUUCUGUUGGUGAUUUUCUUUCUUUCGUUGUUCUGCGUACAAGAAGGAAAAUUGGGCGGCGGCUGCCCUGCGUGCAAAAGGGGGAAAAAGAAAAAGACCAAAAAGUGUUGGACCAGGCGACAUACUGCACUUGCACUGCAUUGACCUUUUCAUAUCGAUAGACUGUACAACAGAUUUGUUCAUAUGGUCACCAUGGUGUCUGUCUAUAUGGGGUCACGGAUCAAACAGGAGGAAAGUAUGUUCCUGGCGCUCUGCUUUGAGAUGCACUGCUCGCAUACAUGCCCUUACGGUGUGAUGCCCUUUUUUGUACAUGAACUUGAGAUUGUGGAUAUAUUAUAUAUAUGCAAUCGGUUUUCCUUA
This is a messenger RNA of Cladophialophora immunda, 3240 nucleotides long. RefSeq lists its product as uncharacterized. Bases 629 to 2299 code for a protein of 556 amino acids. Gene Ontology annotation, cellular component: nucleus. The record is from RefSeq and is a predicted model, not a curated record. NCBI's taxonomy places the organism in Eukaryota, Fungi, Ascomycota, Eurotiomycetes, Chaetothyriales, Herpotrichiellaceae. The transcript has a single exon. Gene Ontology annotation, biological process: regulation of transcription by RNA polymerase II.